Molecule: messenger RNA, 2183 nt
Organism: Trichomycterus rosablanca
Lineage: Eukaryota; Metazoa; Chordata; Actinopteri; Siluriformes; Trichomycteridae
Gene: lpcat4
Product: lysophosphatidylcholine acyltransferase 4
Exons: 13
Coding region: 325-1899 (524 amino acids)
Biological process (GO): phosphatidylcholine acyl-chain remodeling
Cellular component (GO): endoplasmic reticulum
Molecular function (GO): 1-acylglycerophosphocholine O-acyltransferase activity; lysophosphatidic acid acyltransferase activity; calcium ion binding
Source: RefSeq, a predicted model, not a curated record
GAUCAUCAGAAGGUGGAUGAGCUUCAACUCUCAUAAACUCCUCCAACAUCUCCUGAUUGUGCUGAUCUACUCCAGGCUGGACCUCAUACUGGAUCACGUUCUACACACACGGGGAGGAAUAACAGGGUAUCUGUGGGUACUUGAAGGUGAAACGAACACUGAACAGACAUUGUGACAGAGCUGUGGGGUGAUUACUCUGAGAAGAACCAGUGUGAGGAGGAUCUGAGGAGGAUCUGAGGAGGUUCUGUUUCCCGCGCUUUGACACCUGAACUCUUUCUGAGGUAAAAACUUUCUGAGGUGAAUUUGAACUCGUUGGUUUGGACCAUGGCGAGAUGUGGAAACUCCUUCCCGACCCCCACACACACUCAUCCGUUCAUCCACGAGGUCAGCCUGAGCUCUCUGCUGAAGAUCCGGGGUAUCAUACUGGGGUGUCUCCUGUUCCCAGUGAGGAUCACCCUGUCCACGCUGUUUUUCCUGCUCAUGUGGCCGGUGGCUCGGCUCCGGCUGGCCGGCCUCUCUGCGGAGGAGAGAGCUAUACCGGUCCGGGGCUGGAGACGCUGGCUCUACCAUCCCGUCAUGUGCUUCCUCAGUCGGUCCGUCUUCUUCUCCAUGGGCUUCCUGUGGAUAAAGGUGAAGGGUCGACAGGCCGGCCAGAAGGAGGCGCCGGUGCUGGCCGUAGCCCCGCACAGUGGGUUCUUGGACAUGCUGGUGCUGCCCGUGUCCGGUCUGCCCAUGGUGGUGUCGCGUGUGGAGAACUCCAAACUGCCGGUGAUCGGAGCUCUGCUGGAGUUUAAUCAGGCGGUUCUGGUGAGCAGGAAGGACCCCGAGUCCAGGAGGAAAUGCGUCUCACGGAUCAAGGACAGACUCACCGCAGACGGGUACUGGCCUCAGAUGCUCAUGUUCCCUGAAGGAACCACCACCAACGGCCGGGCCCUCAUCAAGUUCAAACCCGGUGCGUUCCUGGCAGGUGUUCCAGUACAGCCCGUGCUGCUGCACUACCCCAACAGAACGGACACUGUGCGCUGGACCUGGAGGGGAGCAUCAUGGUUGGACUGUCUGUGGUACACGUCCUCUCAGCUCUACAGUAACGUCACUGUGGAGUUCCUUCCUGUUUACACGCCGUCUGAGGAGGAGAAGCAGAACCCUGAACUGUACGCAGAUAACGUCCAGAAACUUAUGGCCAAAUCGUUAGGUGUUCCUGCUACAGACUACGUGAUGGAAAGUUUGUUUCCUGUUACUAAGUUAGGAGGUUUGUCACUUCCUCUAGAAUCUCCAGCUAAAGAAACACUCGCACUGCUCAGACACAUCGGCGUGAGCGUGGAUGAGCUGGAGGAGAUGAUGAACAGGAUGAUGGAGAGCUGUUCCUCAGGUCUGAGCUCCAUCACCACAGAACAGUUAAUGUCCCUGCUGAAGCUCUCAGAUCAUCACACUGCACUGAAGAUCUGCUCCCUAUACUCCAAGAGCGACAGGAUGGAUGCCAGGCAGCUGUGUUUGAGUGUGUGUACGGCUGCAGGACUCCGCCCGCCUCAGUCUCUGCUGCACGCUGCCUUCUCGCUGUACGACAGCGAUGGUGACGGCCUGCUGAGUGCAGACGACCUCUCCGGCCUGAUGGGGGCGCUGGUGGGUGUGCCCCAGUACCACAUCACAGAGAUGUACACCGAGCUGAUCAGAACCGGAGAACCUACUGAGGGUGCGCUGUACGAUCUGCUCACCACUCAUCCCACCUAUCAGAAGCUCUUCGGCGAGUACCUCCACCGGGACCGGGCGCGGCACGCCACGGACGACCGGAACCACAACGGGAUUCCCGACGGUAAAUCCGGGGCGUGUCGGAGGAGCGGAGUUCUGAACGGCCGGCCGGGGGGUGGGGGGGGGGUCAGUGUCAGUGAGAAGUUGGAUUGAGGAGGAAUGAUGACGGUAGCGACGUGUGGACAGCAGAAGAUUGUGAGCACACCAGUGUGUUUUAAUGAAGACUGUGUGAGUGUGUGUGUGUGUGUGUGUGUGUGUGUGUGUGUGUGUGUGUGAGUGUGUGUGUGAGUCUGUAUUUAAACUCUUAAAACAAUGGAAGGAUUUAUUUUCUGUUUGUUUUUAUACAUUUAUAUAUGAAGCAAUAAUGUAAACAAAACACUCUCCCAAUCUUUACAUUUUAAUAUAUGACGCAUGUAAAUAAAAUCUUUAUAUUCUCA